AUACUUCUCAUUUGCAUGUGGGUCACUGAGGAGGAGAACUAUGGGAUUUUUUUCAAAACAAUAAAGAUGGAUGUGAUAACUGGACUUAGUCCCCUGCUCUUCAGGAAGCUCAGUAAUCCUGACAUAUUUUCAUCCACUGGAAAAGCUAAACUUCAACGACAACUUAGUCAGGAUGACUCUAAGUUACGGAGAGGAAGCCUGGCCAGUUCUUUGUCAGGUAAGCAGCUGCUCCCCUUGUCCGGCAGUGUACAUAGCAGUGUGGGACAGGUGACUUGGCAGUCUUCAGGAGAAGCAUCAAACCUGGUUCGAAUGAGGAAUCAGUCCCUCGGACAGUCUGCGCCUUCUCUUACUGCUGGCUUGAAGGAGUUGAGUCUUCCAAGAAGAGGCAGCUUUUGUCGGACAAGUAACCGCAAGAGUUUGAUUGUGACCUCUAGCACAUCACCUACACUACCACGGCCACACUCACCACUCCAUGGCCACACAGGUAACAGUCCUUUGGACAGCCCCCGGAAUUUCUCUCCAAAUGCACCUGCUCACUUUUCCUUUGUUCCUGCCCGUAGCCAUGGCCACAGAGCAGACAGCCGAAGGAGCAAGCGGAGCCGGUGCAAGGAUGGGCAAGAAAGCAGAAAAAGGAGCUCCCUGUUCCGGAAGAUCACGAAGCAGGCAUCCCUACUCCACACCAGCCGCAGCCUUUCUUCCCUUAACCGCUCUUUGUCAUCAGGGGAGAGUGGGCCAGGCUCUCCCACACACAGCCACAGCCUUUCUCCCCGAUCUCCCACUCAGGGCUACAGGAUGACCCCUGAAGCUGUGCAUUCAGUGGGGGGAAAUUCAUCACAGAGCAGCUCCCCCAGCUCAAGCGUGCCCAGCUCUCCAGCUGGCUCUGGGCACACACGGCCUAGCUCCCUCCACGGUCUGGCGCCCAAGCUCCAACGCCAGUACCGCUCUCCACGGCGCAAGUCAGCAGGCAGCAUCCCACUGUCACCACUGGCCCACACCCCUUCUCCACCACCAGCAGCUUCACCCCAGCGAUCCCCAUCACCCCUGUCUGGCCACGGAGCCCAGGCCUUCCCUACCAAGCUUCACGUGUCGCCUCCCCUAGGCCGGCAACUCUCACGGCCCAGGAGUGCGGAGUCACCCCGCUCACCACUACUUAAGAGGGUGCAGUCAGCUGAGAAACUGGCGGCUGCACUUGCUGCUUCCGAGAAGAAGCUAGCCACUUCUCGAAAACAUAGCCUUGACCUGCCCUACCCUGAGCUAAAGAAGGACUUGCCACCCAGGGAAGUCAGCCCUCUGGAGGUAGUUGGGACCAGGAGUGUGCUGUCUGGGAAGGGGGUGCCGCCAGGAAAAGGGGUGCUGCAGGCUGCUCCCUCACGGGCCCUAGGAACCCUCCGCCAGGACCGGGCUGAACGGCGAGAGUCGCUGCAGAAGCAGGAAGCCAUCCGGGAGGUUGACUCUUCAGAAGAUGACGCUGAUGAGGGGCCUGAGAACAGCCGAGGUGUACAGGAGCCAAGCUUGGUACCUAACCCAGAAGUGGGCCAGGAUCCACUCCUCCGAGGAGCAGGAGCAGGAGAGGGUGAGGAAGAGGAUGCCUUCUUGCCCAGGGAUCCCAGGAGCCAGGGCCCAGUGGUCCCAGGCCUACUGACAGGGGUCACACUGGGAUCUCCCAGAAUGGAAGGCCCUAGUGUCCCCCAGAAGAGGCUUGGGAUCCUACAAGCCUUUGAAGAGGCUGCCAGCUCCUCAUCAUCAGCCCCCAACCUGGGUAGGGCUGGACCCACAGACCCCAUCCCCCCUGAAGUCUGCUGGAAGGCCCAGCACCUCCACACCCAGGCACUAACAGCACUUUGUCCGAGCUCUUCAGGACUCAUCCCCAACAGUUGCUCCACUGCCUCCACCUCUGGAGAGCUGGGCCUGUGGUCCUGGAAAUUCACUGUUGAAGGCCCUGACAGGGCAUCCCCAACCAGAAAGGCAACAAUGAAAGAUGGACUGGCCAGCUCCCAGGAUUUGGAAACUACAACUCCAGUCCACCCUGCAAACCUGUCUGCCAGACAGGAGGGGAAGUUAUGGCCACCCAGUGCCCCUGGGCUGGCCCAUCUACCUUGUGAGGUUCCUAGCCAGAGCUGGCUAUGGGAGCCUGAGUGUACACAAAGAGAGGAAGAGGAGCCAGCCCUGGGUAUCACCAAAGUGCCUGAUGCCUCAGGUGACAGGAGGCAGGACAUUCCAUGCAAAAGCUGCCCCCUCACCCAGGAGCCUGGGCCCAGCCUGCUCCAAAAGGGCCGAGACCCAGGGGGCCCUCAGAAGCAUCAGGACUUGGCAUUGGCACCCGAUGAGCUUUUAAAGCAAACAUAGAGGUUGUUUGCCAUUUCUUGCACUCAGUCCUGUGUAAUACACGCUCUU
This is a messenger RNA of Physeter macrocephalus (sperm whale), 2394 nucleotides long. It is a transcript of the gene MAST2, whose product is annotated as microtubule associated serine/threonine kinase 2. NCBI's taxonomy places the organism in Eukaryota, Metazoa, Chordata, Mammalia, Artiodactyla, Physeteridae. Bases 16 to 2346 code for a protein of 776 amino acids. The record is from RefSeq and is a predicted model, not a curated record. The transcript is spliced from 10 exons.